AUGGCUGACGUGUACAACCAAAGCGAACUUCUCAUAGGUCCGGAGACCCUUCAUUUCCUCGUCUACGAGCACUUAGUUCACCAUUGCUACAGCGCAACAGCGGAGGCGUUUGGGGACGCGUGUGGAUUGGGCGAUCCAGGCAAGCUCUUCGCCAAGCGCGCGAAUACGUCGUCGAAGCUUGUGUCAGGGAAGAGGGUUCCGGGGCCGGGCAAGAUAGGGUUGUUUGCGAGGGGAGAGCAGGGAGUGGACGGGGAUCUCGGAGCAGUUGGACAGGCGGACAUGGAUGUCGACAACGCAAUGGAAACCGACGAAACGAACGACGCUGAACCGAUGGACAUAGUUGGGGCUCCGCACCAUAAUUCAGAUGAAGCAAAUCAUUCAACGUUCGGCAUUGGGGGGAUGGGAGGCGACGGCAGUUCUCUGAGCUCACGCGGCACGACGAGCGCAACUCCGCUACAAACGCUGCCGGAUCGACAAGCCGUGUAUCGGUUGAUCGCAGAUGGGAACAUUGCAGAGGCGAUCCAAUAUUGUCAGAUGGCGUUCCCAGAUGUGCUGAUUGGCGGGUCUGUAGACAAAACAGAAGUAGAGUUUGAGCUGCAAUGCCAAAGGUUCAUUGAGCUGGUGAGGACAAGCGCUGUGGAGGCUAUGGCGUUUGCGCAAGAAGAAUUGGGCAAAUUCGACCUGACCCGCCCAGAUUACGCGGCGAAAGUGAACGACAUCGUUGCCCUCAUCGCCUAUCCAGAUCCACUGAAGUCUCCACUCGCAAAGUAUCUCGCAGAAACACGGCGAAUAGACGUUGCCACACUGGUGAAUAGCUAUAUUCUAGCGUCACAUGGAUACUCGCCCACAACCGCGAUCGAGACACUGGCACGCCAAGCUACCGUUGUGCGCGAAAUGCUGCAUCAAGAUGCCGAUAAGGACUCUAAAAAGGCAAACAAAGUAGGUGCUUCAUGCUGUGGUGCACAUGAUUUUGGCCUAAACGCUGAAUACCGUCACCUCCCACAAUCAGAGCCAGUAUGGGAGAUGGGAUCUGUCCCUCUUAACCGGCGACGCUCGACCAGCAUAGUAUUACCGGCGAAUGAGGAGACUACCGACGAUCAUGGCUGCAAAGCUGGGCGUCCUCCAUCCCUGAUCAAUGGGGCGUGGAACGGACGAUCAUGCAGAGCGAAUGCUGAAGUCUACGCAUCCAUGGACUAUUCCCAAGAUUCAUUACUUCGUUGA
Fimicolochytrium jonesii is the source of this 1221-nucleotide messenger RNA. Its product is annotated as CTLH/CRA C-terminal to lish motif domain-containing protein. NCBI's taxonomy places the organism in Eukaryota, Fungi, Chytridiomycota, Chytridiomycetes, Spizellomycetales, Powellomycetaceae. The transcript has 3 exons. Gene Ontology annotation, cellular component: cytoplasm. Gene Ontology annotation, biological process: cell surface receptor signaling pathway; cytoskeleton organization. Gene Ontology annotation, molecular function: protein binding. The record is from RefSeq and is a predicted model, not a curated record. The coding region runs from base 1 to 1221 and encodes 406 amino acids.